AUGGAAGAUGCUCUCCUACACAAUCAAACUUCUCUAGUGACACAUUUUCACCUUAGAGGUUUAUCUGUGAAUCAGAAGGUACAGAUGUCCGUAUUUGCCACGUUCCUCAUUUUCUAUGUCCUGACACUGAUUGGGAACAUCCUCAUUGUCAUAACUAUUAUCUAUGACCACCGGCUCCAUAGUCCCAUGUAUUUCUUUCUCAGCAACCUGUCCUUUAUUGAUGUCUGCCACUCCACUGUCACUGUCCCCAGGAUGCUUGUGGACACCUGGUCAGAAGAGAAGCUCAUCUCCUUUGAUGCCUGUGUGACCCAGAUGUUCUUCCUGCACCUCUUUGCCUGCACAGAGAUCUUUCUCCUCACUGUCAUGGCUUAUGAUCGGUAUGUGGCCAUUUGCAAACCCCUGCAGUAUAUGACUGUGAUGAACUGGAAGGUUUGUGUGCUAUUGGCUGUGGCCCUCUGGUCAGGAGGGACAAUCCACUCCAUAGCCCUGACCUCCCUCACCAUCAAGCUUCCCUACUGUGGUCCUAAUGAGAUUGACAACUACUUCUGCGAUGUCCCACAGGUGAUCAAACUGGCUUGCACAGACACCCACAUCAUUGAGAUUCUCAUCGUCUCCAACAGUGGGCUGAUCUCCGUGGUCUGUUUUGUGGUGCUUGUGGUGUCCUACGCAGUCAUCCUGGUGAGUCUAAGGCAGCAGAUCUCCGACGGCAGGAGGAAGGCCCUCUCUACCUGCGCAGCCCACCUCACAGUUGUCACGCUGUUCCUGGGACAUUGCAUCUUCAUCUAUUCCCGCCCAUCCACCAGCCUCCCAGAGGAUAAGGUGGUGUCAGUGUUUUUCACUGCUGUCACCCCUCUGCUAAACCCUAUCAUCUAUACCCUUAGGAACGAAGACAUGAAAAAUGCCUUAAACAAGCUAAUGGGGAAGAAGGAAAGGAAAGAAGAAAAAUGA
This is a messenger RNA of Orycteropus afer afer, 948 nucleotides long. RefSeq names its product olfactory receptor 4E1. NCBI's taxonomy places the organism in Eukaryota, Metazoa, Chordata, Mammalia, Tubulidentata, Orycteropodidae. Gene Ontology annotation, cellular component: membrane. Gene Ontology annotation, molecular function: G protein-coupled receptor activity; olfactory receptor activity. Gene Ontology annotation, biological process: G protein-coupled receptor signaling pathway. The record is from RefSeq and is a predicted model, not a curated record.